Colletotrichum truncatum is the source of this 1356-nucleotide messenger RNA. RefSeq lists its product as uncharacterized. NCBI's taxonomy places the organism in Eukaryota, Fungi, Ascomycota, Sordariomycetes, Glomerellales, Glomerellaceae. The record is from RefSeq and is a predicted model, not a curated record.
AUGGACCUUCCCUAUGAAGCAAAAGAAUGGUCUGAGGCCGAUCUAGGACUCUUUGCGCCUACUGAACGAAAGACUGUGGUUUUGAGGAAACUUGAGAGCGAUGAGGAGACGAUGAAAGAAGUACUUCACACCAAGGAAGACUGGGACAAAUGGUUCAACCGAGUAUGCGCCCUAGGCAGCGUAUCUCCGUCCUGGGAGAUGCUUCUCCCGGGGCUUUAUGUCGUUCUAUGUAGUCGAGCUGCCCCAGUCUUGGGUAAGCAAGCCCCAGCAAGAUACAUUUCGUUUGAGAAAUCUACAUGGGCUCGACUCACAAGGGAAUUCCAUGUCCAUCGGGAAAUCACCAGAGCGAUUUCACGCGACGUUACCAGCUUUACAUCUUUAGCGCACCAUGACAAAGCAUCGAAAAAGCUAAAGAUAAGCUUCACUGUACGCAUGGCUGAGACACUGCCAAAUGAUUUAGCAAUGUCAUCAACAUACAUCCCGAGCACGGGAUCAUCGUUCACAAUCGUAUACGGUUGCACUGACGAUCACAUGGAGAGAAUCAUAGACAGGUUACAAGCGCCAAAUGAACAGCUCGGUCACCUGUUUCUAAUGCCAGGGAUAUUCGUCGAGCUAGAGCGGGAGAGAGUCGUCGAUGCCGUUGAGGAUCUCCUUGACAAUUUCACCUUGAAAUCAGACCAUCUCGAGAGCACUCCAUGGGAUCCAAAAUCUGACGCAGAUGGCAAGGAGACUCAGAAAUACUUGUCGCUGUGUCUGCGGAGCCGUAACAUCAUAGAUCACAUCCAAGCCUCUAAACGCCAGCUCCUUAAAGUACUAGAAGAGAUGGACGAGGUGUUGGAGGCUAACGAGCGAACACGCGACGACUCGGAGAGGGGGGGCACAUCAUGGAAAAUUGGAUUAAAGAUGAAGAAGCGGAUGCAGGAUAUUGUAAGAGAGUAUGACGACAAGAUCGACGAAUGUAACAUGGUCAUUUGCAAUACAUCCCUUGCCAUGCAGACGGUGUGGAACCACAUAGUGAGGAAGGAUUCGAGCACCAAUACGGAAAUAUCUCAAGCGAAUCGAGCAAUCGCCUUGGAGACAAGGCAUGAAAGCGCGCAAAUGAGAACAAUAGCCAUCCUGACGAUGAUUUAUCUGCCUCUUUCGAGCGUAGCGGCCAUCUUUUCGAUGGAUAUGUUUAACUGGGAAGCGGGCAUUGGGGAGUCGGUUGUGUCCGAGCAUAUUUGGCUGUUCGCAGUGCUAUCUGUAGGGCUAACUCUUCUUACACUUGUGGCAUGGCGCUUAGGCACGAAUCGGGAGAGAAGGAUGAGAGAAAACAAGUACUUCAACGCACCUCGGAGGCAAAAUAGUCUAGUCUAA